Dictyostelium discoideum AX4 is the source of this 336-nucleotide messenger RNA. RefSeq lists its product as hypothetical. The transcript has a single exon. Bases 1 to 336 code for a protein of 111 amino acids. NCBI's taxonomy places the organism in Eukaryota, Evosea, Eumycetozoa, Dictyosteliales, Dictyosteliaceae. The record is from RefSeq and is a predicted model, not a curated record.
AUGAAAACUGGUCAAUAUUAUAAAAAACAACUAAAUCAUACUCAAUCACCAAACCGUGUGAGAUACAACACAGCAAUACCCAAAGUAUUCAAAACAUCAACAGCAUUUCUCACCAAAAAGGUAGAAACACCCUCUUCAGAUUCUUCUCAAGAUCACUUCCAGGUAUCAACCACGAAAGAGACACCAGAUGCAAGAUCUGUGGCCACCUAUUCAGAGACCCUUAUUCUCACCUCUUCACUCUAUGCCAAGAUAUCCUUGAUAUUGAAAAAACCAUCAUAUCAACAGUUAAAAAAUUAUCAUUCAUCAAAAUCCACAGAUGGUCAAUGGAUACCUUAG